CAGUGCCAGUGCCAGAGGGAUGUAACCGGAUGAGAGAGGGAGAGACAGGCAGAGAGAGGAGAGAGAGAGAGAGAGAGCAAGAGGCAGGGCAAGAGGAAGAGAAGGAGAAAGAAGAAUGAGCAGCAGUGAGCAGGAGCUGAAGAGGACACCAGCGGAAGGAUUGCAUUCCCGGGGAACAUCCAAAAGUGAAGAGCUCUAAGAUAUGAUCCAGCCAGGUCUCACAGUGGGUUAAUAGUACUAUGAUUUGGUAUGUGGCCACUUUGCUAGCGGGUGUAAUCAGCACUAGAGGAUCGGCAGCUCAAGGUGCCCACAGUGCAAGGGAGGAGCCUCAGUUUGUGACUGCCCGUGCUGGUGACAGUGUGAUUCUAGGAUGUGAUGUGGUGCACCCAGUGACGGGACAACAACCCCCUUACGUGGUCGAGUGGUUUAAGUUUGGAGUUCCCAUCCCAAUCUUCAUCAAAUUUGGCUUCUAUCCUCCUCAUGUGGACCCUGAAUAUGCAGGCCGGGCCAGUCUGUAUGACAAGGCUUCACUGCGGAUUGACCAGCUGCGCUCAGAGGACCAGGGAUGGUAUGAAUGCAAAGUGCUCAUGUUGGACCAGCAAUACGACACCUUUCACAAUGGCAGCUGGGUGUAUGUCACAGUAAAUGCUCCCCCUACAUUCACAGAAACACCUCCACCUUAUGUGGAAGCCAAGGAAGGAAGUACCAUCACCCUCACUUGCACAGCCUUUGGAAACCCGAAACCUGUUGUUAGCUGGCUGCGGGAGAAAAUACUGCUGGAGAACACUCGGAAAUACACGGUGAGUGAUGGAAGCCUUACCAUUUCAUCGGUGGGUCGGAAUGACCGUGGCCCCUAUACCUGCCGGGCCUACAGUAUUCAGGGAGAGGCUGUUCACACAACUCGGCUAUUGGUUCAAGGGCCACCCUUCAUCAUCUCUCCGCCCGAAAAUAUCACAGUAAAUAUAUCGCAAGAUGCCCUCUUCACCUGUCAGGCAGAAGCAUAUCCUGGCAACUUGACGUACACCUGGUUCUGGGAGGAAGAGAAUGUCUUCUUCAAGAAUGAUCUGAAGCUGAGGGUGCGGAUUUUGAUUGAUGGCACUUUGAUCAUCUUCCGAGUCAAGCCUGAGGAUGCUGGAAAGUACACCUGCGUACCGAGUAACAGCCUUGGGCGUUCUCCUUCAGCCUCAUCUUACUUGACCGUCCAGUAUCCAGCACGAGUUGUCAACAUGCCUCCCAUGAUUUAUCUGCCUGUUGGAAUGCCUGGAUACAUCAAGUGUCCAGUGGAUGCGGAUCCCCCAGUAACACAAGUCAAGUGGACCAAAGAUGGACGACCACUAAGGAUUGAAAAGUUUCAAGGUUGGAAUUUACUAAAUGACGGGACCAUUAUGCUGGAAGAAGCUACAGAAGAAGCUCUUGGCACUUACACCUGCAUGCCUUACAACACUCUAGGUACCAUGGGACAAUCUACCCCUGCUCGACUGGUGCUUAAGGAUCCUCCUUACUUUACGGUGCUACCAGGUUGGGAGUAUCGGCAGGAAGUAGGCCGAGAACUGGUCAUUCCAUGUGCUGCUGCAGGUGAUCCAUUCCCAGUAAUCUCCUGGAGGAAGGUAGGGAAGCCCAGUAAAAGCAAGCACAACAUCCUUCCAAGCAGCAGCUUGCAAUUCAAAGCUCUCAGCAAAGAGGACCAUGGACAAUGGGAAUGUGUCGCCACCAAUGUUGUCACAAACAUCACUGCCAGCACGCGUCUCACUGUAAUCGGCACAAGUCCACAUGCUCCAACCAAUGUUAGAGUCACAGCCACGAUGACUUCUGCUAAUGCCUCCUGGGACCCAGGUUAUGAUGGUGGAUAUGAGCAGACAUUCACAGUCUGGGUAAAGAGGGCUAUGCUGGGACCCCAUGACUGGCUUUCACUGCCUGUAUCCACAGGCCUUACCUGGCUGCUGGUGGAGGGCCUGGAGCCUGAGACCACAUACCAGUUCAGUGUGCUAGCACAGAAUAAACUGGGCACAGGGCCCUUCAGUGAAGUCAUCACUGUGAACACACUGGCUUUCCCUGUUACGACCCGAGAACCACUGGUGCUGCUUUCUCCACCAAGGUGCCUAACAGCCAAUCGAACACACCAAGGAGUGUUGCUGUCUUGGCUCUCACCGGCCAACCAUAGCUAUCCGAUCGAUCAUUAUAUCAUGGAAUUCCGUCUGGGAGAUAGGUGGGAGAUUCUAGAUGAAGCAAUACCAGGGACUGAAACUGAGCUGCUGACCAAGGAGUUAUCUCUGGACUCUUGGUAUGAAUUUCGUGUGAUGGCUGUCAUGCAGGACCUGAUCAGUGAGCCAAGUAACAUAGUUGGGGUUUCUAGUUCAGAUGUCUUUCCACCACCCGAAGUGCCCGAGGAAGGCCUGGCCCGUCCAGUCGUGGCUGGGAUUGUCGCCACCAUUUGCUUCCUGGCGGCAGCCAUUUUAUUCAGUACCUUGGCUGCUUGUUUUGUUAACCGGCAGCGGAAGCGGAAGAAUAAGAGAAAGAGGGAUCCUCCUCUGUCAAUAACACACUGCCGAAAAAGUGUGGAAUCCCCAUCUUCCUCAGGAAAGGUGAGUCCUGAAAGCAUCAGAACACUGCGAGCUCCGUCAGACUCCUCUGAAGAUGCCCAAGCCAUACAUGCCAAGAUGAUGAGUCCUGGCAGAGAAAGGGAAAUGUCCCUGUACAAAAAGACAAAGCGAGCAAUAACCAGCAGGAAAUACAGUGUCUCCAAGCAUGAGGCUGAGGCUGAUGUCGCUACCCCCAUCGAACUUAUCAGCAGAGGCCCUGAUGGACGCUUCAUUAUGGAUCCCACAGAGAUGGAGACAUCAUUGAAGACGAGGAGGAUUGAGGGCUUUCCUUUCGCAGAAGAGACAGACACCUAUCCUGAGUUCCGGCAAUCAGAUGAGGAAAACAAUGAGACUCUAACUCCAACUGCCAUUAUGGGCUUGAAUUCUCAGCUCUCCCCUCUGUCAUCUAGUCAAGAGUCGUACUUACAGCCACCAGCAUACAGCCCAUCAUUCCAGAAAACAGACGAAAGCAUGGGAGGCUUAGAUACCAGGCUGCAGGCCACCGGUCAAACCAGACGACCUGCUAAAGGUUACCCUCAGAGCCAAUUUUAUGGUUAUCUCAGCAGUAGCUCUGCAGACCAAGAUGGUCAGCCAUUUUACAUGCCGGAUAUCAGUCCCCUCAGUUCAGUGAUGUCUUCACCUCUAUUACUUUCUGAAGGACCUUAUGGUCAUCCCACCCUCCCUGCGGAUCAAGGAGAUACUGAAAUUCAGCACUUGGUCGCUUCCAGUAGCACUCUGCCUUUGACUCACACGCCAACCACCAUGCGGUCUCCUGAACCAUGGAGAAGGAAGGAAUUGUCUAUCAGCAGCAUUGAAAGCUCUCCAGUUAUCUUUUCACACCAACAAGAUACACCUGAGAGUACACUGCCAAAGGCUGGUCUUCCAAGGGGCGGCCCCCCUUCCUCACUCCAGGUCCCAGCACCCUACCAUAGCGUGCUGCAACUGGAGGCACCAAAGAGUCGGACUGGCAAAACUCCCAGCAAAACAAGCGGAUCUGUCUCUCUCUCUCAAAAGCAUCCACAUCAACCUAUGCAACAGAGUCAUGGGCAGCUAAAGCAUACCAGCCAUGGUAUUAGUGCACCCACAUUGCCUUACACUGAAUCAGCCAAACAGGCUGGUCCUAGUGGCACAAGCACAUUCAGCCUGGACACCAGGUGGUACGAACCUAGACCCAGGCCCAGACCCAGCCCUAGGCAAGGCAGAAGGACUGAGGCCAGUUUACACCAGGUGGUUCUACAGCCUUCCCGACUCUCCCCUUUGACUCAGAGUCCUAUGAGUUCCCGUCACGCCUCCCCAGAGAUUUCAUCCCGUCCUCGGCCUCGGCCUAGUAUGCAGCCCCGUGGCAUCUUUCCUGCAGGUAUCUCUGUGGAGAUGUCUGAGAUUACGCUGCAGCCUCCUGCUGUUGUUAGCUUAUCCAGAAGGUCCUCUCCAUCCUCCUCACCAGCACAAAGCAGCACUGCUGGCCAGGGCAGCAGACAAGGAAGCCCCAGUUAUAGACCUCACAUGGCACUGACACCUUCUACAGGCAGCUACACAGGAUCCCCUUCUGCAGCAGAUCGCAGCGAGUUUUAUAGUCAGAUCCAUAAGAGGAGAGGUGAAGACAUUCCUCCUUUUGAACACCCACCUUCACACUUAUCUACUUCAGGGAGGCCUCCAGAUACACAUGGUGCGGCUGCUGUACCUGAGAGUUUCGAAGUACUGAGAUAUCCACGUGUGCGAAAGUCCAAGAAGGCAACCCAGCCCACUUCAAAGACGCGGCAAAAAAACAGUUUUCCAAUCUCACAGGUCCAGCAGCCCGGUGAAUCUCAGGUUCUCCAACCCCAAGGCAUUCUCUACCUCCAAAAGAAGAAGAGACACUCCCUUCAGGACCCUUAUGCUUAUUUUUCUGCCAUGAAAGAAGAGUUUCACAAGUACAGACACCAGCCUGAGGAUGAAAUGGCCAUUCUGGAUCAGGUGGAUCAUGAAGAAUACCACGGGCAGGCAACACAGCUCUAG
Molecule: messenger RNA, 4574 nt
Organism: Carcharodon carcharias (great white shark)
Lineage: Eukaryota; Metazoa; Chordata; Chondrichthyes; Lamniformes; Lamnidae
Gene: igsf9bb
Product: immunoglobulin superfamily, member 9Bb
Exons: 20
Coding region: 240-4574 (1444 amino acids)
Biological process (GO): cell-cell adhesion
Molecular function (GO): protein binding
Source: RefSeq, a predicted model, not a curated record